GCCUUUUCAACAUAAAUCUAAGCAAGAAAAUACGAUGACUGAAAGCAACGAUUCUGGGGAGCCUUUUCAAGUCUUCACAUCUGCUGAUCGCAUUCGUCAAUUGAACGAAAUCGAUAAGGAUGUAGCGAAACUAAUCCACUCGGCUGGACUCGCGAUUCAAGCCCUUACAAACGCAAGAUCUAACGACUCUACAACUCUCGCGUCUGCGGACAACUCGCUCGAUUCUCAUAAGGCUCGAUUCAAGGAAGCUACGUCACAGUACUUUGCGCUUCUUUCGUCAAUCGAUGUUCGAUUGCGGCGCCAGGUCUAUGCUCUGGAGGAAGCUUCAAUUCUUGCGCCGGACUCGUCUUCUAGAACGGGUGAUUCUGGUUCAGGUGCGGCUGCGGGAGGCGCAUCGAACCCGUUGGAUGUUAGCUGGCUGAAUAGUAGGAAGGAUACUGUGGGCAAGGAGAAGGAGGCAGAGCUCUGGGCGGCUGCGAGACAGUUUGUUCAGCAGAUUCACCAGGCCAACUCUGAAGAUAAGGCUACAGUGAAGGUGGAAGGAGAACAGGAGACCAUGGAAGUGGACUAA
Molecule: messenger RNA, 571 nt
Organism: Aspergillus nidulans FGSC A4
Lineage: Eukaryota; Fungi; Ascomycota; Eurotiomycetes; Eurotiales; Aspergillaceae
Product: mediator of RNA polymerase II transcription subunit 11
Exons: 2
Coding region: 35-571 (178 amino acids)
Source: RefSeq, a predicted model, not a curated record